Molecule: messenger RNA, 1277 nt
Organism: Triticum dicoccoides
Lineage: Eukaryota; Viridiplantae; Streptophyta; Magnoliopsida; Poales; Poaceae
Product: probable glucosamine 6-phosphate N-acetyltransferase 2
Exons: 2
Coding region: 43-534 (163 amino acids)
Molecular function (GO): glucosamine 6-phosphate N-acetyltransferase activity
Source: RefSeq, a predicted model, not a curated record
UUGCCGAAGCUACCCGCUUCAGUCCCGAGCUCUCGGACCCAGAUGGCAUCCGCCUCGCCGGAACCCGCAGCGACCGAGACCGGCGACUCCGUCAAAAUCCGCCGCCUAGAGAUCGCCGACCGCGAGAGGGGCUUCCUACCCCUCCUCUCCCAGCUCUCCUCCUGCCCGGACCUCACCGAGUCCGAGUUCGCCGCGUGCUUCGCCGACCUCGCGGCCCUCGGCGACGACCACGUCAUCCUCGUGGCCGAGGACCCCGCCGCGGCUCCGGAGCGGCGGAUCCUCUCCACGGGGUGCCUCUUCGUGGAGCGCAAGUUCCUCCGCGGCGGCGGCAAGGUGGGGCACGUGGAGGACGUGGUGGUCGACGCCGCCGCGCGCGGCCGGGGGCUCGGGCUCCGCGUCGUGCGCCGCCUCGUGGAGAUGGCGAAGGACGCCGGCUGCUACAAGGUCAUCCUGGACUGCACCCCGGAGCUGCGCGCCUACUACGCCAAAUGCGGCUUCGUGGAGAAGGGGGUUCAGAUGGCCGUGUACUUCUGAAUUCUGAUCCAUCCAUGGGGUAAUUCAUGGCUAAUAGUCGAUCCAUCAAAGUUGAUCUAUGUCCUUGGGAGCCCUUCUGAAGAAAUUAGUACUGUCAUGGGGGCAGCUCUUAACCUGGCUGAUUUUCCAGUACCACAAUGGACCAUUGAGAAGCUUCCUUGAAGCUAAAUUCUUUUCCAGAAAAUACAAACUUCUAUCACGGGCUGGUACUGCUGAGCUCUCAUUCCCCUCCAUUCGAACUGGAUGUUAUACCAUGCACGUUAGAUGCUCUACCAAACAGUGGCUUCAGAAUAACAUGUCGGCUAGUUUACCGAGGUCAAUAUGAUUACCACUCUUUGUAGACUCAUUUGCUUACAACAGUGUAACUCGAUGAUAGUGUGAAGCCACAAAGGGUCUCUUUGUGGGAUUUAUUAAUCAUUAGGCAUAUUAUAAUCUGCCACACGGGAAUUCUCAAGAUCAUCUAGGAAGGAUUCUAGCCAGACCAUGGUUCUACCAUGAAGCCUCCCAAAGGAAGCUAGAAGCUCAUCCAAAGGAGUGUAUCUUGUCUUAUGUUGGGGUGUUAAAAGACAGCGUACUUUGCUGGCUGUUCGAUUCCCUUUGUUUCAGUUCCUGGAUUGUCAAAGAAGACAUGGGUUUUGGCUGUUUUAGUUUAUUUUUGCAUGAUGUUUGUAGUCAUAACCUCAGACAUAUGACCCCAAUUGUACCAUGGCUCUCUACAUAUGAUCCAUCCACAUUGGGCUUGA